Molecule: messenger RNA, 5318 nt
Organism: Xiphias gladius (swordfish)
Lineage: Eukaryota; Metazoa; Chordata; Actinopteri; Istiophoriformes; Xiphiidae
Product: sterile alpha motif domain-containing protein 9-like
Exons: 4
Coding region: 359-5002 (1547 amino acids)
Cellular component (GO): cytoplasm
Molecular function (GO): protein binding
Source: RefSeq, a predicted model, not a curated record
UGCUUUCUAACCCAGUGAAGGGAGAGUAACUUAAGCGUAAGAUGACCUAAACAUCAUGAAAUCACUUCGGGAUAGCUCCAGCACUAAGGAUCCUAUUAGAAAAGACCACGGGGGAUUUUCCUGCAACAAAGCAUUUUCUGUCUCGCAGGAAAACUAGAGACACAGUGACAGUGAAAAAACAGGAAGAGAUAAUAUGCAGUACUUGGUGCUACACAAACCCACAACUGCAAAUCCAGGAAGCUGGGUGUGGAAUUACGUCUGCCUAUGAGAUUAAAUUACUGAGACAUGGAAAGACUAACACAUGAUCAAGAAUGAUAUAGUGCUCUAGUCUUGUGCUGCACAUGGAAUACCAAUAAGAAUGGAAAGCAGAUCCUCAAACAUGGAGUGGCGUGAAAUGCCCUAUGACAGCUGGACAGAAUCUCACGUGAGCUCCUGGUUGAAAUGCAUUGGAAUAAAAGAGAUGUACAUAAAAAAACUGGAGGAGGAGGAGGUGACAGGACCAGUUCUCACAACUCUACAGAGAGAAUUCCUCAGCACUACUAUUGGAAUGAAAAGUGGCCAAAUUGAGCAUCUGCUGAAGAAAAGAGAUGAACUUCUAAAGUCAGAACAGCACAAAAUAAAAAAUAAAAUUGAUUUGUGUGAUAAAGGUAGAGAUGACAAAAAAGAAACUCUGUUAGUUUUAGGACAAGAGCCAAAACUUUGUUCACAAGAACCUUGUGACAGAGCGGAGACAGGGAAUAAUAAGACAACCUCUACAGAAACAGAUUUGUCUUACUGUGAUUAUCGGAAAUUUGAUCAGUAUGAAAAGGAAUGCAGGUAUGUAAAGCAUAAUGUGCUUCCACCAGAGACAGGAAUUGAAAACAUGAUUAUUCCAUGUCAUGAAUAUAAGUCUCUGGAGACUGCACACAAACUGGAGUCAAAAAAGCUACAAACAAAAGUAGCAAGUGAGGUGUUAAGAUUUGCAUGUGCAUGCAUGAAUAUGAGAGCCAAUGGGACAAUUCAUUUUGGAAUUAUGGAUAAAGUCAGAGGCACUCACAAGCAUGGGGAAAUCAUAGGGAUACCGGUCAAAAAUCAGGAGGACUUUGUGGAUGCGUUAGACUACAUUGAAAAAUGCUUCAAAGAUUCAAAGCAACAAUGUGAUGCAAGGAGCUGCAUAAAGAACCCCCGAUUCAUUGAGGUGCUGGACAAGGAGAGUACUGAAAAAACAUGGGUCAUUGAAUAUGAUGUUGUGCCAAAAGCCAGCAUUGUAAAAAAUAAGAUUUACUAUGUUGGUAUCCCAAAAUUCUCUGAGAAGGACAACAAAGUCAAAUGUGAAGAAAAAGUUCCCUAUCACAGAGUAGGGGCUAACACACCACGCAUACCUGAAAAUGACUUUGUUCAUUUCAUUCAAGGACUGACAGAGAAAGACCAACUGAGAGAGGAGGCAGAAUCUUCAAGCAAUCAAACGACUAUGGACUUAGGAGAGGAUCAAGAGAGGAAACUCACCAUCCUCUUAACCUGUGGAGAAACCCGCAUGGACAGCUCUCUGUUUUACAUCAUUGUGACAAACAAAUUUCAGCCAGAGCAUCUCGACAGCAUAAGCUUCUUGGGUCCCAUGAACCUAUUCUGCGUGUUUGAUUUUGACCCUGAUUCAAAGACAUCUGGUCUUUGUGGUAGAUAUAAGAAACAGAAGGCUGUAAACCUUCACUUUCUUGAUAACUAUGCAAAUGACAGUAGACUGGGAACUACUGAUUUCAUAAAUUCUUUGCAGCUUUUUGAGAGAACAAGCUGGAUUUUCUGCAAUGGACGAAAUGACUUUCCUAGUGGGGAACAAACCUGUGAUGAAAAAACCUGGAUCAAAACUAGAAAAAAGAAACUGAAAAAAGCAGUAUCACUCAUUUGCAAUGAUAUCCUACCAAAGCGAUCAUUUGUGGUCCUCUUCCUGCUCAUGUCUGAUGUUGAGCAGCCACUUGUUGAGACUUUCCAUGAAUUCUAUGCAGAGAUGAAUGGACAUGAUUGUUUGGCAGUUAUAUCAGAGUCAAGGGAAAACUACAAAAAGUGGUCAAGUCUUGCUCAGGUCUCUUGUCACACGUCUACACUUAAAGAAAUCAGUAUUGUUGAAAUGCCACUGAGUCAUGUAGACGCUACAGUCCAAAGCAUUCAGCUGUCAAAGAACAAACCCACCAGAACAUUACCAGUUUUAAACGGAGGACUAUGCUUCUUAAAGUCAGUUGAAGAGGCUAUGCUAGAUUCCUUGGAAAUCAUCAGUGUCGACCAGUGUGAUGAUACAAAAUUGGAGAUCAUGAGCGAGUGUGAAAUCCAACAAAUUGAUACCUACUUCUAUCGAGGUGGAAAGAUAGACUGGAAAAACUUCUGGCUUGCCGACAAACAUAAGUGUGAGGGUAUCAUAAAGAGAGAUGCCUACACACAAGCUACCACAGUCCUGGAAAAGAUAGUACAUCGUAGCAAUGCCAUACGUCCCGUCGAGAGUGUGAACAUAUACCAUCAUCCUGGCAGUGGUGGGAGCACAGUGGCACGACAUAUCCUCUGGAGUUGGAGGAAAAAAGUAAGAUGUGCAGUUGUUAAACAGUGUAAGGAAAUCACAACUGUGUGUGAGCAUGCAGUGGGACUGAGAGAACAUGGUGAGAAAGACAAAAACAACUGUCUGCCAGUACUCUUGCUUUUGGAGGAUCGAAAUGCAGAUUACAUAGAUGAUCUCAGACGGGAGCUUGGAAAUGUAAUUGUAACCAAAAAAAUAAGUCGCUCUGUGUUGUGCUUUAUCCUGCUCAUCUGCAACAGGUCAAAUGAUCCAGAAAGAAUAUGCAGAGCAUCAUCAUCUCAAACAGUUGCAGUCACACAUAAGCUGUCAGCUGCAGAGAAGCCUUUGUUCUCAAAAAAGCGUAAGCAACUUGAACUGCAGUUUCAACCAAACUUCAUCCUAACAUUUGUUCUGAUGAGUGAAGAGUUCAAGCCAAGUUACAUUGAGGACUUUGUGAAAAACAUUCUAGAUAAAAUUGAUCAUUCAUCACUUAUCACUCGCCUCAUCAGAUUUGUGGCUCUCUUGAAUAGCUAUGUUGAAGACUCAUACAUAUCUGUGUCACACUGUGAGGCAUGCCUUGGCAUAGCUACACAUGUGGAUAAAACUCGGUACCAUGCAUUUGUGAAUCAUCUCAAUGACGAAGCAAGACUUAUUUUCAUCCACUUUAAAGAAGAUUCAACACACAUAUCAUCGAUACGGGUUAUUCAUCCAAAGGUCGCAAAGGAAAUUCUGACACAGCUAUCUGUAAAUUUGCCUCAGAGUGAUAUUGCCAUGGAUCUCAUUAAUGACAAGGUACUUAUAAAUCAUAGGUUUGACAGGGAUGAGUUCCUUAAGUUCAUCAGAGCUCUUUUCGUCAGGCGCCACAAAAGGAGCAGAGGAGACCCUAAAGACACAACUUUUUCACCCCUUAUUGAACACGUCAGCACAAGAAGAGGUGGUGUUCAGAAAGCUGUUGAUCUCAUGAAAGCAGCUUACCUGUCUUUGGGAAAAGAUGCAUAUGUGGCACAACAGCUUGCCCGGCUGUUUUACACAAAUUUGAGAUUUGAAGAGGCCCUAGAAUGGGCAGAGGAAGCAAAAUCUCUGCUUCCAUUUGAUACAUUUGUCCUUGACACACUGGGACAAGUUUACAAGAGGUGGUUUUACCACUUGUAUGACACCCUUGAGGAAAAAGAACCAUCUCCUGAAAGAGGAAUUGAAAUUAUAAGCACUGCACUCAAAGCAAUUGCUGCCUUCCGGGCCUCUGAAAAAACACCAAAGAAAGAGACUGUCAGCCUCAAUAGCUCAUACUACGGGGAAGCAGAUGUUGGCUGCAGGCUGCUAAAAUUCCUGUCAGGAGUAGAUGUUUUCUCAAACAAUACUGGAAAAUCUGAGUUAAGGCAGUAUUUGUUAACAGACUACAUACCAGCAGAGGUCAAAACACCCUGGCAGAGGUUUCAUCAGCAGUUGAAAGGAUUACAAAAGAGCCUGUGGCAUGCACUUGAGUGCAUUUCUGAAGACCUCACCUACUUUCAAACCGAUAUUAGCGAAGAGGAUGAAGAACUUGAUGCAAGAGAUCCAGAACAGGUAUACAAUCCUAGAGAAUGGCUGACAAGGAAGAGUGCUGUAUAUGCUGGAUUUUUUUGUGUUAUACCUGAUGAGAGUGACCAAGCAGCUGAAAGCAACAGUGCUGACAUGGCAGGUCCAGCUGAAAAGGUUUCUCCAUUUCAAAGACAGAUGAAGACCUACAUGCUUGGUGGAGGAAAUGUUACAGCCAUCCUCUCAUUACUUUAUGACAAGAACCCACAGAGGGCAGGAAAAAAACUUGAGACAAUAAUUGGCAUGUAUCCAGAAAACCUGAAAUGGAACGACCUGGACCAGACAGAAAUUGCAAAUUUCAUAUUUUGCCAGAUAGCUCUCAAUUGUACUCUACCUGGGUCCUCAAAGCUCCUCUCCCUUCAAAAGCUACAAGAUCUCAGCAAGAGAUUUAUUAAAAAAGGGAGAAACAUGUCAUCAGCAAGUGCUCUCUUCCUCCUCUCCCUUCUGUUCUGGCCUGAGACAAGCGAUGAACUCAGUUCUGCCGGUACUCAGAUCCUGUUAUCAGCCAUUAAUGAACUUCAGAGACUCUUUGAUCAAAAAAGCCAACAUGUUUCUCUCAGGAAAAGCAAAAUCGUGACCCACUUCUUUCUGGCAAAGGCAAGAGGUCUUAACAAAAUUGUCCACAGAAGUGCUAUUGAAAAGCAUGUGAAUGGCACACUAAGUGAGAGAAAAUUGAAAUGGCUUGGAGGGGAAGUAUGGAAAACCAAGGAAGUUGUGCAGUUACUGAAACGUGUUGAAGGAUGGACAGAAAAUGGAAGCCUGUUUGUGAAAGGAGGAACCAGAGACAGCAAGAUUAGGGUUCUUCCUAGAUAUUCUGCCUCCCUGCCAAAUGGAAAUGAAAAUGUCACCUUCUACUUAGGCUUUUCAUUUGAUGGAGUGCUUGCCAGUGACAUCCAAGUAAUGGAAUAAUGUUCCCAGUGUAAAUCUGCAAAUAUCAGUGCUACAGUGGUCAUUACAUUAUUUUGAGUGACAAAGGCUUGGGGAAACCUUUCCUUUCUUCCAUAGGACACCAAAACAAAUCAGCAUAAAUGAAAAUCCUUGUUUGUUCUCUGACUUGCAAGACCGAAGAUGGUGGGAUUGAAAGAUGGGUUCUUUCUUUCUUCUAUCCCUCAAGUGAAAUAGGCCUUCAAAGUGUCCUAAACGAUUUUUUGCAUGGCCCAUUAUACAGCUUUUAUAUAUACACACUUCAUUAUGAUAACUGCUACUGCAUAUGAUGUAUAGGAUG